AUGGCUGCAUUCCUCCCGGAAAGGGAGCGCGACCUCCUCCGGCGCAUCGAUGCCUGCGUCGACCGCAUGCGCGCGUUCACGCCGGACGAACCCUACGUCCUGAGUAUCCCUCAGGACGAGCCCAAAUAUCACCACUAUUCCCAUCACUCGUCCCAGAUGUGGCGUACCAAUACUCCCUUCCGCACCGACGACGACCCGAAUCAACAAUACCAGACCUUCUACUAUCACGAGCCACUGUCAGAUGUCUUUCAGUUACAUCGCAACUCUCACUACCAAAAGGACAAUGCCAACGUCACUUCGCAACCACGCGAGAAAGAGAGCAGUUCCCAAAGCACUCCUAGCAUGAUGCCCAAGAAGAAGAUUAGUCUGGCUGCUUAUGCCAACAAGAAGACGCUGCCCGAUUCCAAGGACGACGACAAGCCCAACAAGCCCCACCACAACAAGAUGCCUUCUGAUCCAACACCUUCACAACCGCCCAAGUCGCGCGACUCUACCAAUCUACCGCGCAUGCUGUCCCCGCUACAGCUUCAUCACCGCGACCGCUCACAACAAUCACAGCAACAACCGAGACCUUCACCAAAACAGAAGCAGCCAAAACAAUCUCUCCUACCACCACGCCUAAUAUCACCCACUCUCCCACCAAGCAUAAUUGCUUCCUUGGAUGCAAAGCCAUACCAGUCCUCGCGACACAAGCAUGCCUCAAAACGGCUACCCUCUCCACUGCCGCCCGUCGCCGAAAAGUCGCGCAACCAACCCCCAAACAUUCCUGAACCCAAAACACGCGACUCACCGCAAGAAGAAGAGAAUAAGACUUCCACGCCUCCGUCACUUAUUGUCAAACUCAGGAUUCCCAAGAGUAUGCGCAAGAAUCUCUGUCGUUAUCUGCAGAUGAAACCACAACCACAAACACAAGUCAUUCGCGUAAUACCUCCGGAGAAACACCCAGCCCCGGCUGAACCCACACCACAACCAUCUAAAAGGCCACGUCCGGCAGAUGAAGACAAUUUGCUUCCAGACUCGAAACGCAAGAAGGCUACCAAGCCCGAACCAUCCAGCGCACAACAAGAGCCCAGUACACCUUUACCUGCGACACCCGCCGCGCAGAAGGCCACACCCACUGCGCGCAGUACUACUAAAGAUCUGCGUACAUCGGCUGCUAUGAGGCGCGUCGAAUCGUCCGAUAGCAUGAUAAAUGGCACGCCACAGUCUUCGCGUCAAGUCAAUGGUGUCACUAAACCAUCUCCCUCCUCAACUAACGCGAAGACGGCUGAAUCAAUCGCGUGGGAUACCGAAACAGCACGAGUAGGAAAGCUGGGUCGUGACUUGAAGCAUGCCGUCUCGGCAUUGGACGAUCCAAAGUCUAAAAUCAGUCAGAAUGAACCAAGACCUCGCGAAACAGCAGCUGCCAUGGCUCUGGAAUCCCUCUUAUUGUUCAUGCUUUCCUUCUACUGCUCGGACCGUGCACUUGCUUCUCGCAACCCGCCUGCUCCUCUGGAANNGGGAAGUCGUACCUGGCAAACCAUACCAGCCUUUCUCAACUUUGUUCGCACACGUUGUCAGUCCUUCACGCCUCUUGAUGGUGUAGCCUGUCAUCUCGGUGGUGUUUGCAAUGCCAUCGUCAUGUUGCGGCUGACAACCAUCCGCGAACGACCACAAGAUAUGACGCCUGAAGAAGCGCGCACGUUGCACAAUGCUGCGUCAGCGUCUUUGAAAGCUUCGAAAGAAGGUAACGCGAAACUACCUCUAUCGGCCAUCAUGUCCACAUUCCCAAAGACGUGGAAGAAGGCUAUGAACGGCAAUGCUCAUGCGACAGGAGCAGAGGACGAUGUCAGGGUUGGCCGUUAUGCUGGCGAUAUCACUCUGCCACUUGGUAUAGACACCGAGCCUCUCAAUGCAGUUCGAAUUGGAUAUGCACUGCUGAGAGAAUGGUGUUCUAGCAAAGGAUUGAAAUAUGAGAUGAAGCUCGGGCUCUAG
Molecule: messenger RNA, 1974 nt
Organism: Aureobasidium musti
Lineage: Eukaryota; Fungi; Ascomycota; Dothideomycetes; Dothideales; Saccotheciaceae
Source: the annotation of a GenBank genome assembly